This is a messenger RNA of Notothenia coriiceps (black rockcod), 986 nucleotides long. RefSeq names its product nucleolar protein 9-like. The coding region runs from base 71 to 895 and encodes 274 amino acids. Gene Ontology annotation, cellular component: 90S preribosome; preribosome, small subunit precursor; nucleolus. The record is from RefSeq and is a predicted model, not a curated record. Gene Ontology annotation, molecular function: RNA binding. The transcript is spliced from 5 exons. Lineage: Eukaryota; Metazoa; Chordata; Actinopteri; Perciformes; Nototheniidae. Gene Ontology annotation, biological process: endonucleolytic cleavage in 5'-ETS of tricistronic rRNA transcript (SSU-rRNA, 5.8S rRNA, LSU-rRNA); endonucleolytic cleavage to generate mature 5'-end of SSU-rRNA from (SSU-rRNA, 5.8S rRNA, LSU-rRNA); endonucleolytic cleavage in ITS1 to separate SSU-rRNA from 5.8S rRNA and LSU-rRNA from tricistronic rRNA transcript (SSU-rRNA, 5.8S rRNA, LSU-rRNA).
UUCUCCCCUUGGGUCUGUUUCCCUCUCAGUCAGUGUGACAGACUCUGUAGCCAGCGCAGUGUUCCAGACCAUGUUGACCGUGAGUCACAGAAAACGUCCGAAACUCUGCAAACAGCUUCUCAAACGCAUCAUGGGGUACCUGACGAGUCGUAGCGCCGCUCCAGGAGUGAGUCCCCUUCUGGUCUUUCUCAAAGACCAGGCCUCCAGCCACCUUGUUGAGAUGAUCAUACAGCUUUCCCACAAGGCCCUCCUCCGGGACCUCUACAAGAACCACCUCAAGGGUCACCUGGUUGACCUCGCCCUCCAUUCUAUCGCCAACUUCCCCAUCCAGAGGCUAACCGCAGCCUCGGCCAAACACACAAUGUUCUUGAAGUUGUUUGAUGAGUUGAUCCAAGGCGUGGAGGCCAUCUUGGCCGCGGGACACAUGGGUGUGAUUGUCCAACUGGCCGAGAGCUGUGCAGAAAGUGGAGAGAAACAGGAAGACAUGAUUCAGUGCCUCCUCCGUGCCUUCCACUGCGCUGAGCCCGGCACCCGCCACGUCAGCUGCCUCCCUCUCUUCAUGUCUCUGAUGACCUAUGAGGUGUAUUACCACUCUGAGACAGCAGAGGGCAACAUCCAGACAGAGGUCCCCCUGACCUCCAUCUGUUACCAUGGCUCCCGGCUGGUCCAGUCGCUGGCUAAGUUCAAGGAGCGCUCACUCCUCCUGAGCAGCCUGCGCACUCAGACCCCUGCUGACCUCCUGACGCUGGCCUCGGACCCCGCAGGCAGCCACGUCCUGCAGGCCCUCAUCACCACCUCCAGCGACAAGGGGAGGGGCAAGAUCCUGAAGAGACUGGAGGUACCACUACAGGGGCAUUAUGGGAAUAUUAAAGAAAAAAAAGCUGCCACAACAUGAGAAUCUUUCCUUUGAGCUGCUGGCAGUUACCAUUCGCAGUUUCCUACGUCGGACCACUGAUAUAAACUGUUCUUAUUUUUUGAUGUAUUGA